AUGGGUUAUGAUAAAUCUCACUUUUAUUUGGAUGAAGAUAAGUUUCAAAGAGAGAUUGUGCAACAUCAACCAAGUUUCUCUUUUGAGAGUGGUAAUUCUCAAUCUUCAACCAUACAAUAUAUGAAUAAUAUUGUUGACAAUGUUUGUGUCACCAACACAGUUCAUGAGAACAUUGCUCAAGAAUAUACUUGUGCUACUAAUUCACAACAAUUACCACCUUCUCAAUACAUUUUAUCUUUUGAAAACUCAACUAUGCAACCUUCUCCUAAUAGUGACAUUGCAACAUGUUCUUCUAUCAUGGUUCAAGAAACAACAACAUUGAAUAACAAUGUGAGUAGUGAAUUACCAAAGAUAAUUAAGAAAAGAACUAAGAAUCUUAGAAGCUCUUGUGAGAUGCAAGAUCACAUUAUGGCUGAGAGAAAAAGGAGACAAGUUCUUACUGAAAGGUUCAUAGCACUGUCUGCCACUAUACCUGGAUUGAAGAAGACUGGUAAGGUCUACAUACUUCAAGAAGCUAUCAAUUAUGUGAAACAACUUCAAGAAAGGGUAAAAAAGCUAGAGAAGGAAGUACCUAGGGUUGAAGCAAGGGUCAUAGACAAGGAAAUUCUCAUUGGAAUCCAUUGUGAGAAACAAAAGGAUAUUGUGGUCAGAUUAAUGGCUUUGCUUCAAAAUCUUCAUCUUUCUGUUGCUAGUCGUAGCAGCGUAUUGCCUUUUGGAAGUUCCACUCUAAAAGUUACAAUCAUUGCUCAGGUUGUUGAGUGCAUGAAUAUGUUUGGGCACAUUCACCCUUUGAGCUAA
This is a messenger RNA of Medicago truncatula (barrel medic), 798 nucleotides long. RefSeq names its product transcription factor bHLH18. The record is from RefSeq and is a predicted model, not a curated record. Lineage: Eukaryota; Viridiplantae; Streptophyta; Magnoliopsida; Fabales; Fabaceae. The transcript has 3 exons. Gene Ontology annotation, molecular function: protein dimerization activity. Bases 1 to 798 code for a protein of 265 amino acids.